AUGGAGGAAAGAAAAGAUGAGGAAACUGAGGAAAAAAGCAGAUACUGUCUCUUAAAUCCAGCUUCGGGCUUUGCAGAAUUUUUCCUGGAAAAUGUCAUCUGCAAUUCUGUCACUUCCACAGAACAUGCCAAGAGAAAGACCAUUGGUGCCAGGGACAUGGUGCUGAGCUGGGCUGAGAGCAGCUCGGACUUUGUCAUCCCCCUCUACUGCUUCGACCCGCGGCACUACCUGGGCACCCGCAGCUUCGGCUUCCCCAGGACGGGGCCACACCGGCUCCGGUUCCUGCUGGAAAGCGUGAGGGACCUCAGGGAAACGCUGAAGAAAAAAGGAAGUACCCUGGUUGUGAGGAAGGGGAAGCCAGAAGACGUGGUCUGUGAUCUGAUUACUCAGGUGGGCUCUGUCAGUGCUGUGGCUUUCCAUGAAGAGGCCACGCAGGAGGAGCUGGAUGUGGAGAAGGGGCUGUGCCAGGUGUGUAGUCAGCAUGGGGUGAAGAUUCAGACAUUUUGGGCAUCCACGCUGUAUCAUCGGGAUGACCUUCCCUUCAGGCCUAUUGCCAGGUUGCCUGAUGUCUACACCCACUUCCGAAAAGCGGUGGAAUCUCAGGUGAAGGUCCGGCCAACCCUGCCGGUGGCAGAUCAGCUAAAGCCUCUGCCUCCAGGGCUGGAAGAAGGGUGUAUCCCUACAAUGGAGGAUUUGGGACAGAAGGAUCCUGUGACUGAUCCACGAACAGCCUUCCCCUGCAGUGGAGGAGAGACCCAGGCUUUAAUGAGACUGCAGUAUUAUUUUUGGGACACGAACUUGGUUGCAUCUUACAAGGAGACUCGGAAUGGACUGGUGGGCAUGGAUUACUCAACCAAAUUUGCACCGUGGCUGGCUCUGGGCUGCAUUUCUCCUCGGUACAUCUAUGAGCAGAUCAAGAAGUAUGAAAAGGAGAGAACAGCAAAUGAGAGCACAUACUGGGUCUUGUUUGAACUGCUGUGGAGGGAUUACUUUCGAUUUGUGGCCCUGAAGUAUGGCAACAGGAUUUUCUCAUCAAGAGGGCUUCAAAGUAAAGAGAUCCCCUGGAAAAAGGACCUUCAGCUCUUUGACUGUUGGAAAGAGGGCAGAACAGGGGUUCCCUUUGUUGAUGCCAACAUGCGAGAGCUGGCAGCGACGGGCUUCAUGUCGAACAGAGGGCGGCAGAACGUCGCCAGCUUCCUCACCAAGGAUCUGGGGCUGGACUGGAGGAUGGGGGCAGAAUGGUUUGAACACCUGCUGGUGGAUUACGACGUGUGUAGCAACUAUGGCAACUGGUUAUACAGUGCUGGUGUUGGCAACGACCCACGGGACAACAGGAAGUUUAACAUGGUUAAGCAAGGCCUGGAUUACGACGGGAACGGGGAUUAUGUCCGGCUGUGGGUCCCAGAACUACAGGGCAUCAAGGGAGCAGAUGUCCACACCCCUUGGGCACUGAACAGUGCUGCUCUCUCCCAGGUGGGGAUAACUCUGGGUGACAUCUACCCACAGCCCCUCGUCACAGCCCCAGAGUGGAGCAGACACAUCAGCCAGAGGCUGCAGGGAAGAUGUCCCCAUCCCAGGGGCAGGAGAGGACCUGCACACACACCAAUGCAGCACAAGGGCAGAGGGAUAGAUUUCUACUUCUCUCCCAAGAAAGAUGUGUGA
This is a messenger RNA of Chaetura pelagica (chimney swift), 1662 nucleotides long. Its product is annotated as cryptochrome DASH-like. The record is from RefSeq and is a predicted model, not a curated record. Gene Ontology annotation, molecular function: protein heterodimerization activity; FAD binding; damaged DNA binding. Gene Ontology annotation, biological process: photoreactive repair. Bases 1 to 1662 code for a protein of 553 amino acids. Lineage: Eukaryota; Metazoa; Chordata; Aves; Apodiformes; Apodidae. The transcript is spliced from 15 exons.